AUGCUGAUGUCAUCGAAAAGCGACGAAACAUAUUGACAAUCAGAGUGCUGAUGGAAGGGAGUUAUGGCUUCGGGGGAAGAUGAAGUCAACCUUUUGGUUAUUGUAGUUGAUGUCAACCCUAUCUGGUGGGGACAGCAGGCACUGCUUCAGUCAGAGGUCAGCCUUCCAAAAUGUAUUGAUUCUGUGCUGGUAAUGGGAAAUGCCCACCUGUUUAUGGGCCGUAACAAUAAACUUGCUGUAAUCGCCAGUCAUAUACAAGAGAGUCGUCUCUUGUUUCCGGGAAAACAGUGGAAAUGUGGGGAUCUUUCUGCAGAGGCAGCAAUCCAAGAAUCCAAUGUUUCUGGCAGCAAAGAUGGCAAAUAUGAACUGCUGACAGCAGCCAAUGAAAUGAUUGUGGAGGACAUCAAAGAUCUAAUGACCAAAACUACAGAACUGAAAGGACAAAGGACAGAAACGCUGUUAGCAGGAUCACUGGCCAAAGCCCUUUGCUAUAUUAAUAAGAUCAACAAAGAUGCUUCAGCUGUGCAGGAAGUGAAAUCUAGAAUUUUGGUAAUUAAAGCAGCAGAAGACAGUGCUCUACAAUAUAUGAAUUUUAUGAAUGUAAUAUUUGCCUCACAGAAGCAGAAUAUUAUCAUUGAUGCGUGUGUGCUGGGCUCUGAUUCUGGACUACUACAGCAGGCUUGUGACAUUACAGGAGGUAUCUAUCUGAAGAUACCAAAAGUAAACUCACUUCUGCAAUAUUUAUUGUGGGUUUUCCUUCCUGACCAAGAUCAGCGGUCACAGCUGAACCUUCCACCACCAGUCCAUGUGGAUUACCGAGCUGCAUGCUUUUGCCAUCGCAACAUGAUUGAGAUUGGCUACGUUUGUUCAGUUUGCUUAUCUAUAUUUUGUACCUUCAGUCCCAUCUGCACCACAUGCGAGACUGCCUUUAAAAUCUCACUUCCUCCUGUAAUGAAAGCAAAGAAGAAGAAAUUAAAAGCUAUGUUUUAAACAGAAGUCCAAAAGCCUGUGUAGGCCAUGCAAGUGUUCCUGUAAAAUACUCAUUACUCUUCACAGUGACCAGCAUUAUUAUGGCUGUGUUUGCUGCAUUGUUAUGCUGUAGUUUUGCAGUAUGUUAGUUUGUGUUGUAAUUUAACUCAUUUAGCUGCUAUGUUUAACUAAAAACGUUAGCAACUUCAAAAAUCCGGUCAUUUGAGGUGAGAAUUUAGGAAUAUAGUGUGAAGAGUAUGUAUACUAUGUAUAUUAAGAGAUGUACUGUUAGAGCAAUUCAUUAACUAAAUGUCAUGGUGUCAUUUAGAAGAAGAAAGAAAAGGACACUUUUGUGACUUUUAUUUCAGAAAAAAGAUUUUUUUUUGUUUGAAAAGUUUAAAAGUUUGUAUGUUUUGCAAAUGUUUUUGUAUAAAAUAAAUAUAUGCUUUUUUAUUAAUAA
Molecule: messenger RNA, 1429 nt
Organism: Bombina bombina (fire-bellied toad)
Lineage: Eukaryota; Metazoa; Chordata; Amphibia; Anura; Bombinatoridae
Gene: GTF2H3
Product: general transcription factor IIH subunit 3
Exons: 13
Coding region: 64-990 (308 amino acids)
Biological process (GO): regulation of DNA-templated transcription; nucleotide-excision repair
Cellular component (GO): transcription factor TFIIH holo complex; transcription factor TFIIH core complex
Source: RefSeq, a predicted model, not a curated record